AUGCCGUCUGCGCUCAUCACGGGCGCGUCAGGAUUCUUGGGCCGACAAGUGCUCAAAGCCUUCUCGGAUGCUGGCUGGAAUGCCACAGGAACAGGCUUCAACCGCGCGUCCGAGACCGUUCGCAAGGUGGACAUUCAAGAUGCCGAUGCCGUCAGCAAGCUGAUUGAUGAGGUCAAACCUCAAGUCAUCGUCCACUGCGCCGCAGACAGACAGCCGGACUCGUGCACGCGAAACCCAGAAGCAGCACACAAACUGAACGUCGCAGCAACCGAGCUCCUCGCCUCCUGCGCAGCGAAACGUAAUGCCUUCUUCAUCUACAUCUCCACCGACUACGUCUUCCCUGGCAUCCAGGGUCAAGCCCCCUAUAAGGCAGCCGACUCUCCCAAGCCCACAAACAUCUACGGACAGACCAAACUCGAUGGCGAGACCGCAGUUCUGAAAUCCACCAAUACAGUAGUGUUGAGAGUCCCCGUUCUGUAUGGGCCGACCUCUCCCAAGGACAACAAUAAAGAGUCGGCGGUCAACGUCCUGAUGGACAGCCUAUGGAAGUCGCAGAAUGAAAAGGUGAAAAUGGACGACUGGGCAAUCCGCUACCCUACAAACGUGGAAGACGUGGCAAGAGUGUGUCUUGACAUCGCCAAACUCUACACAAGUUCACCGCAUCCGGAGGAGCUUCCACGCAUUCUGCAGUUUUCGAGCGAAGACCGCAUGACAAAAUACGAAAUCACCCAGAAAUUUGCAGAAAUCAUGGGCCUACCCUUGGAUGGGAUUGUGCCCGACAAAGAUGGAGGCAAACCGGGACCAGAUGGUACCCUGAGGCCGUAUGACUGUCACCUUGACACGAGCGAACUGCAGAAGCUGGGAAUUGACAUAUCGACGGUGGAUUUCGUGGCGUGGUGGAGAAGAUGGGUUGGUGCUUAUCGGCAUUAG
Molecule: messenger RNA, 930 nt
Organism: Fonsecaea multimorphosa CBS 102226
Lineage: Eukaryota; Fungi; Ascomycota; Eurotiomycetes; Chaetothyriales; Herpotrichiellaceae
Exons: 3
Coding region: 1-930 (309 amino acids)
Biological process (GO): S-adenosylmethionine biosynthetic process
Cellular component (GO): methionine adenosyltransferase complex
Molecular function (GO): methionine adenosyltransferase regulator activity
Source: RefSeq, a predicted model, not a curated record